AUUUGUGUCUCUCAUGCUCAGUCCCCCAUAACAACUUUGUCGUUUUAGCUGUCAUACUGAACCGCAAUCACCAUCCCCGCUCAAGUGCUCCCUUCCUUCCUCCAAUCACUCUCUCUCUCUCUCUCUCUCUCUCUCUCUCUCUCUCUCUCCCUCCCUCCCUAAACCCCUGCAUUGUCCUCACUCCCAAAGCCUCCCACAUCACCGCCAUCCUCCUCCCUCACAGGCCGUCGCAGCUCAUUCCCACUCUCCACCUCCUCCCUGUUUUAGAGAAAGGUCCCAACUCAGAAAAAUCAUAAGAUACUCCACAUGGAUCCCUUCUUUACGUCUUCACCUUCAUUCACUUUCAGCCUUCUUCUCUUACUUGCCAUGGCUUCCACAGGUGUUUUAGCGACGACAUUCACAUUCGUCAACAGAUGUGACUACACAGUAUGGCCCGGCAUUCUCGCAAAUGCGAACAGUCCUACGCUCGACUCUACCGGAUUCGAGCUCCCCCAACAAACAGCCCGCACAUUCCAAGCCCCGACCGGCUGGUCAGGUCGUUUCUGGGCCCGAACAGGCUGCAGUUUUGACGGAUCCGGUUCGGGGUCCUGCACCACCGGCGACUGUGGCUCCGGCCAGGUGGAAUGCAACGGAGCCGGAGCCGCCCCGCCUGCGACGCUAGCCGAGUUCACUCUUGGUACCGGCGGUCAGGACUUCUACGACGUCAGCCUAGUAGACGGGUACAACUUGCCCCUUUUUGUCGAAGGGACUGGCGGGUCGGGUCAGUGCGCUUCGACCGGGUGCUCCACGGAUCUGAACAGGAUGUGUCCGACCGAGUUGAGGGUUGGCGAUGGCGACGCGUGUAAGAGCGCGUGCGAGGCGUUUGGAACUCCCGAAUAUUGUUGCAGCGGCGCGUAUGCCACACCUAACACUUGUAGCCCGUCGGUUUACUCGCAGAUGUUUAAGGCGGCGUGCCCCAAGUCAUAUAGCUACGCCUACGACGAUGCUACGAGUACGUUUACGUGCACCGGUGCUGAUUAUACGGUGACCUUUUGCCCCUCUUCUCCAAGUCAGAAAUCUUCUAGAGAUUCAACAACACCAAUGACAGCAACACCAUCACAAGGGGCUGCUACUUCCGGGUCGGAUCCCGGGUUUACUUAUUCGAAUUCCGGUGCCGGCUCAGGCGGUGCAGUGUCUGGUUCUGGUACAGGUGCGGGUACGGGUACUGGGGCAGGUUCCGGCACGGGGGCUGGUGAAGCAAUGCUGGCAGAUGGGUCAUGGUUAGCUGGUUUGGCCAUGGGAGACUCACCUAAGGCAGUACCUCGCCCUACUCUACACCCACUCACUGCCUCUGCAGCUUUAUUUAUCCUCUUGUCCUAUCUCUACCUGUAGCCCUUGACUUUCAUGCACCAUCAUGUGAAUAGCACGUGACCAUAAAUGUAAGACAAUGGGAAGUUUUCCUCCGACUCUAUGAUUCCUUGGCUUGUUGGUCCUCAAUGUAAAUUCUUCACGAGGUUUUGAGUGUUUAAGUGGUCACCGGAGUUUUGCCUUUGGUAGGAAACGCUGACAGAUUCAUCAAGAUUGUAAAAUCCAUCAACAUUCCCUCCAAAUAUCAUUGCAACAUACACAUCAGAAGAGUUGCUCUUUA
Pyrus x bretschneideri (Chinese white pear) is the source of this 1627-nucleotide messenger RNA. Its product is annotated as thaumatin-like protein 1. Gene Ontology annotation, biological process: defense response. The transcript is spliced from 3 exons. The record is from RefSeq and is a predicted model, not a curated record. Lineage: Eukaryota; Viridiplantae; Streptophyta; Magnoliopsida; Rosales; Rosaceae. Bases 307 to 1371 code for a protein of 354 amino acids. Gene Ontology annotation, cellular component: extracellular region.